This is a messenger RNA of Durio zibethinus, 2063 nucleotides long. RefSeq names its product eukaryotic translation initiation factor 5-like. Gene Ontology annotation, molecular function: eukaryotic initiation factor eIF2 binding; GDP-dissociation inhibitor activity; translation initiation factor activity. NCBI's taxonomy places the organism in Eukaryota, Viridiplantae, Streptophyta, Magnoliopsida, Malvales, Malvaceae. The record is from RefSeq and is a predicted model, not a curated record. Gene Ontology annotation, biological process: translational initiation; formation of cytoplasmic translation initiation complex. Gene Ontology annotation, cellular component: cytosol.
UGCCGUAUAUAAAGCAGCGUCCCUCUCUCUCUUUUCUCCACAACAAAAUCCCUACCUUCUAAGAGUUCCUGCGUUUGAUUCUUUUCCCAAUUUCCUAAUCUUUUUAAUCAUCCUUUUUUCCCUAUAAAAGGUAGUUGACAGUUUAAUCUGCUGCGUCAGCAGUUUGCUAAAGUGGAGGCCUUUACCUUUGAAUCUUCUUUUAUGUCUGAACGGGCCUCUCUCUUUUUGUCAUCAAUUGGAUUGCUUGGAGAGUACUGUCCCACUUCUAGAAAAAAGAAUAGAAGUUCCUCCUCCGAAGAUAUCUGCAUGCAUAUUGAGGCAAAUAACACUCACUGUCUAGGUUGUCGUUUUAUGCGACCUCUUCCAAGUGCAAGGAAGCUGUCUGGUAAAAAAUUUCUCACUACAAUUGAAAACACUAGUAUCUGAUUUGUCCUUUCUGAUUAACACUCUCCCACGGUUUGAUCAAGAUGGCUUUGCAAAAUAUUGGUGCUGCGAACAGUGAUGAUGCCUUUUAUAGGUAUAAGAUGCCCAAAAUGAUAACUAAGAUUGAAGGGAGAGGAAAUGGCAUCAAGACUAAUGUGGUUAACAUGGUUGAGAUUGCAAAGGCUUUGGCUAGACCUGCUUCUUACACUACAAAGUAUUUUGGUUGUGAACUGGGAGCCCAAUCCAAGUUUGAUGAGAAGGCUGGAACUUCACUUGUAAAUGGCGCCCAUGACACUGCCAAGCUUGCAGGGCUUCUUGAGAGCUUUAUUAAGAAAUAUGUUCAAUGCUAUGGUUGUGGGAACCCUGAAACUGAGAUAGUUAUAACGAAGACACAGAUGAUUACCUUGAAAUGUGCUGCAUGUGGGUUUGUUUCUGAUGUUGACAUGCGAGAUAAGCUUACAACUUUCAUUCUUAAAAACCCACCUGAGGCAAAGAAGUCGUCUAAAGACAAGAAGGCAAUGAGGAGGGCUGAAAAGGAAAGACUCAAGGAGGGUGAGGCUGCCGAUGAGGAGCUGAAGAAGAUUAAAAAAGAGGCAAAAAAGAAAGGUUCCUCUACUACAAAGGUUGCUGCUUCCAAAGGUGCGGUAACCAAGAAGAAAAGCAAACAUUCUGAUGAGGAUCACUCCCCUGCACACAGCCAAGCUGAUGAGAAUGAGCAGGUGGCCAGUGAUUACGAUGAUGAUGUCCAGUGGCAAACAGAUACUUCUCUGGAGGCUGCUCAACAACGUAUCCAAGAGCAGUUGAAUACUGUUACUGCAGAUAUGGUGAUGCUUUCUACUAAUGAAGAGAAGAAAAAGUCAGUGAAGAAGUCUCCAGAGCCUGACAUUAUGGUACCCGAGAAUGGCAUCAGUGCCCAUGAGAAACUUGUUGAUGAGAUAAAGGAAUAUCUCAAUAAGGGGUCGUCUGCAACACAGCUUAAAUCCUUCCUAGGUUCACUCUCUGGAACCUCCCAAGAAGAAGUCAUGGAUGCCCUUUUUACAGCGCUCUUUCAUGAUGUUGGAAAGGGGUUUGCAAGGGAAGUAACUAAAAAGAAGAACUACCUUGCAGCAGCAGCCAUAGAAGAGGGAUGGACGAUGCUGCUCCUCCAUUCUAUCGAGUCUUUUUGUGGCAAGGCUAGCCCUGAGGCAGCUAAGGAGGUGGCUUUAGUUCUUAAAGUGCUGUAUGACAAUGACAUCUUGGAAGAAGAGUUCAUCAUGGAGUGGUACCAGAAGGGUAUAGCCGGUAGUAAUAAGAGUUCUCAUUUUUGGAAGAAUGUCAAGCCCUUCAUUGAGUGGCUCCAGAAUGCUGAGUCCGAGUCAGAAGAGGAGUGAUUAUGAAGCUUUUGGUUUAGUUGCAUUUAUUAUGCUUUAUGGCUGCUUUUAGUACAAUAAGUUUAUCUAUCGUGGCUUUAGGUUUCAUUGGUUGGCACUUGGUCUUGUUCUUUAAAUAAAUUACAGUGAGAUAGCUCCUACAUGCUCUCUGUUGUGUUGUGAUUAUUACGUCUGUUUAAGUCUGGUUUUCGGAGUUGUUUCAACAUAAUUUAUUUCCAUGUUUUUAAAUGAACGAGUUUCAGUUGAGUUAUUUUGGCCAUUUAGUUGAAA